GCGAAUCUAUUCGAGGUUUUUUAUUUUUUUUACAUUGGCCUGGCAUUAAUGGCCAUAGGCAUAGCAUUUUUCGGUCUAGGCAUGGUGUUGCUAUUCGAUGCUGGCCUAUUAGCUUUGGGCAAUAUCUUAUUCAUAUUUGGGCUUUGGCUAUUUGUCGGUGCCGAGCGCGUGCUACGUUUCUUCUUCCAGUGGCACAAAUUGAAAGGCACAUCCUUCUUUUUUGGUGGUAUCUUUGUGGUUCUGUUUGGGUUCCCACUGAUUGGUACUGUCAUUGAACUCUACGGAUCAUUUUGUCUCUUCAGCGGAUUCAUGCCAGUGGUGGUACAAUUCCUCUACAAUGUCCCUGUAAUUGGUUGGAUUCUCCAUUUCCCCGGCAUUAACAAAGUACGAAUAACAAGUAUCUUUUACAGAAACUAG
Molecule: messenger RNA, 417 nt
Organism: Mesocestoides corti
Lineage: Eukaryota; Metazoa; Platyhelminthes; Cestoda; Cyclophyllidea; Mesocestoididae
Source: the annotation of a GenBank genome assembly